Microbotryum saponariae is the source of this 1122-nucleotide messenger RNA. NCBI's taxonomy places the organism in Eukaryota, Fungi, Basidiomycota, Microbotryomycetes, Microbotryales, Microbotryaceae. The record is from the annotation of a GenBank genome assembly.
AUGUUCUCCCGCGCCGCCGUCCGAGCCAGUCGUCAGGCCUUUGCCCGUCGAACCUACUCGACCGCCUCGAGCCAUGCUUCGCCUACUCCCCAAUCAUCGGAUGCGAUCUGGAUGGUGAGUUGCUCCGCCAGCUGCAGGUCAACUUCAUCGUCGUGAAUGCCCGCCCCGCCGCGGCAGCUGGCUCGAGCUGGCUGGCCUUCGCCUCUGGCGUCAUUCCUCGAUUUCGCCCUCGCCCAGAGCCGGAUCAGCCCCUCGCAGCUUCCAUCAACCGCCGCUUAGCUCGAUCCAUGGCCCAAUCGCUUCAAUUACAAGGCUUGUCCGAUGAUGUGGAGGUAUCGCGGUGCUCGACUCGGAGCAUCCCAGCGUAGCAACAAGAGCUCCUGCUCUCGAACAAACGAUUCGGCUUCACGUCGCAUCGCGCGCGGAAUCGGCUUCUUCGCUUCGAGCCUCGACCCCAAUCGGGACCCGCCUCACCCUGUUCUUCAAAGCUUUACCAAUGCCGGAUGAUGCAUCACCGUACAGAGGAGCUCGAUACGACGUGUCAGAAGCUCUAGUGUGCUGACUCCGCACCACCCCCUCCUGCGAGUUAGAUCGGAUCGGCUGCCGUCUUUGUCCCCACCAUCUUGUAGGUCAAUGAAGUGACGUAUAUAGACUUGUAAACACAUUGAACCGAUCACUGACAGAGUUCACGCUCCCACCCUCUAUCGCAGCUACCUCACCCGCCCCCCUGCCGUAGCGGCUCACCACGCCCACACCGACAAGGAUGAUCACGUCUCGCCGUCUCGCAAGGAAUUCGGCUCGUCUCCUGCGCCCAAAGCAUCCGAACCCGAGAAGGAGGAAGAGAACCCCGAGCCUGAACCCGCAUCCGAGUCCGAGGCCGAGCCCGAGCCCGAGUCCAAGAGCUCGACCAGCGACGCGGACAAGCCUUCGAGCGAUGCCGAGCGAGACGUCAAGACCACCGCCGAAGCCGCGACCGCCAACGCCGCCGAAAAGGGCCACAGUUCGGCCCACGAGAUGAAAACGCACAAGUCUUCAGGACCCAAGGACGUGCAUGAGGCGGCCAAGACGGCGCAGCAGAGCUUCACAAAGGAGAAGGAGGAAGGGGAGGAGGAGGAGAAGUAA